Molecule: messenger RNA, 1433 nt
Organism: Neltuma alba
Lineage: Eukaryota; Viridiplantae; Streptophyta; Magnoliopsida; Fabales; Fabaceae
Product: syntaxin-121-like
Exons: 2
Coding region: 100-1095 (331 amino acids)
Biological process (GO): exocytosis; intracellular protein transport; vesicle fusion
Cellular component (GO): endomembrane system; plasma membrane; SNARE complex
Molecular function (GO): SNAP receptor activity; SNARE binding
Source: RefSeq, a predicted model, not a curated record
CUUCUUCUUUGUCAGAUUUUAAUUUCAUUUUUGUUUCUUUUUAUCCUUUCUUCUUUUCUAAUCCUUCCCUUUGGAUCCUGAAGAUCAUUGCGUCUGAAUAUGAACGACUUGUUCUCUGGCUCCUUCUCUCGCUUCCGUAGCGAGCAAUCGUCGCCUGACCAUCAUCAACACCAUGACAUCGAGAUGGGUUCUGUCAUGGCCUCCAUUGGCGGCGGCGGCGAUCUCAACAAGUUCUUCGAGGAAGUAGAAUCUAUAAAGGACGAGCUUAAAGAGCUGGAAAGACUGAACCAGAAUUUGCAGAGCUCUCACGAGCAGAGCAAGACCCUUCACAAUGCCAAGGCCGUCAAGGACCUUCGCUCUCGAAUGGACAGCGACGUUGCUCUUGCUCUUAAGAAGGCGAAGCUCAUCAAGAUCAAACUGGAGGCACUGGAGCGAUCCAACGCCGCCAGCCGGAGCCUUCCCGAUUGUGGACCCGGCUCGUCAUCGGACCGGACACGGACAUCUGUGGUGAACGGUUUGAGGAAGAACCUGAAGGACUGCAUGGACAGUUUCAAUGAACUCAGACAGCGAAUCUCCGUCGAGUACCGGGAGACCGUGCAGCGCAGGUAUUUCACGGUCACCGGAGAGAAUCCCGACGAGAAGACCGUCGACCUCCUGAUUUCUACAGGUGAGAGCGAAACGUUUCUUAGGAAAGCCAUCCUGGAGCAAGGCAGGGGAAGAAUACUGGACACCAUCAAUGAAAUUCAAGAGAGGCACGAUGCGGUGAAAGAUUUGGAGAAGAAUCUGCAGGAGUUGCAUCAAGUGUUCCUGGACAUGGCAGUGCUGGUGCAAUCCCAAGGCGAGCAAUUGGAUGAUAUUGAGAGCCAUGUGGCGAGAGCCAGCUCGUUUGUUAAGAGGGGAAACCAGAACCUACAGACAGCAAGGAAGCACCAGAAAAACACCAGGAAAUGGACCUGUUAUGCUAUUAUUCUUCUGCUUGUGAUUAUCUUGUUCGUCGUGCUAUUCACUGUGAGGCCGUGGGAAAAUACUGGUGGCAGUUCUUCAUCAUCACCGCAAACACCUGUACCACCACCGCCUCCUCCUCCUUCGGCUUAAUCUUGGAAAUUAGUCUCGAUUAUUAGUGAUGUAGAUCGGGAUGCUUGUGGGAUUCAUAGAGAUUUUAUGCUCCAGGGCUUGUAUCUGGCUGAAGUGAGACUGACAUGAUUUGAGAGGUACGGUGAUCUUCAACAGUUUUACAUAUCAAUUCGAGGAAAAGUGGGGGGAUGGCUUCACUGGGGCAGUUUAUGGUUUUGGGCAUUACAUUCUUUUUCUGUAAUUAAUUUAGAUGAGAGGAUCAGUCGCCUGUUCAUUGGAGGCUUAUAUGUGCAUUCUUUAUGGGAUAUUUAUUAUUACGUAAUCUGCAUUGAGUAUGAGACGUGCAUAAAUUUUUGUUA